This is a messenger RNA of Cladocopium goreaui, 212 nucleotides long. NCBI's taxonomy places the organism in Eukaryota, Dinophyceae, Suessiales, Symbiodiniaceae. The record is from the annotation of a GenBank genome assembly.
GCAUCCAGCGUCAUCAUGAGCAUGAAGACUUGUCGCACAAUAACUAUGUGAGUUUCAAGGAGGCGGCCGACAAAGGGCAAUGCAUUCUGGAUGAAAUGGUGGAAAGCAACCGAGCAGUGACGUACCACUCCUGGCAUGAUGUGGCUGCGAAGUUGGGAGACGAGAUUGACAAAGCUUGGUUGCAUUAUCAAACAGAAGCAAGACGGCUCUGA